AUGUUUCCCCGCGGCCUCCCGAAAACGAACACCUUUAAGGCCAGUGACGAUUGCGUGCUGUGGUACGGGCGCUUCAAGCGCGUGGUUCCCGGCGUCCCGAAAGUGACCGAGUAUGGGGGCGAGAGGCUAGGUCGAUGGCCAGGCCUGGUCGAGACGUACUUGAUGCUGGCCCUGACCAAGCCUGAGGACAAGCUGAUUGCCUUCACGGAAAUAGCCAAUCUGAUGCAGCAAAGGCCCGAAAUGAGCGGCGACGUGUAUCUUGCGGAGCGGAGGAAAGAGAAUGGUGAGCCCGCCACCAGGCUGGGGACCUACGUCGCCCCGUCAUGGUCGUGGGCGUCCGUCCAGGGACAUGUCUCGCUCCACUACGGUCCGAUCAUUCUCGAGCCAGAGACGUACGCGUCAGGAGAGGACGUCAUGCGCUCGGUGUCCCGAGGCUACAUCAAGCUCAGGGACUUUCCGCGGAGGGCGGGUGUUAGAAAGCGGGAGGCGCAAGCUUGGCCUUCGGGGUCGGUUCUCACCAUGGUUCUCAGCGGUGAGAGUUUCGAGUGUGAUGCCUGGAUGGACAAGACAGAUAUGUCCGAAGGCACCCGAUGCACCGAGGGCGUGAUUCUCGAGCAGCUGGAUCUCGAUCGGGAUAUUAUCAAGCGGGUGGGGAGGUUCACAGUUCAGGGGUACGCGGCGGCCCUUGUAUUUUAUGGUUUUGGAUGGGAAUUUUGGAAGAGACCGGGGUCGAGUGCAAGAGCCGUCAUGAUGGAGAAGGCUGCAGUUCUCAGCGAGCGGGUGGUCACUCUGCUGUGA
Parathielavia appendiculata is the source of this 798-nucleotide messenger RNA. RefSeq lists its product as uncharacterized. Lineage: Eukaryota; Fungi; Ascomycota; Sordariomycetes; Sordariales; Chaetomiaceae. The transcript has 5 exons. The record is from RefSeq and is a predicted model, not a curated record. The coding region runs from base 1 to 798 and encodes 265 amino acids.